This is a messenger RNA of Colletotrichum siamense, 807 nucleotides long. RefSeq lists its product as uncharacterized. Gene Ontology annotation, molecular function: fatty acyl-CoA hydrolase activity. The record is from RefSeq and is a predicted model, not a curated record. The coding region runs from base 1 to 807 and encodes 268 amino acids. The transcript is spliced from 5 exons. NCBI's taxonomy places the organism in Eukaryota, Fungi, Ascomycota, Sordariomycetes, Glomerellales, Glomerellaceae.
AUGCGCCCCUCAAUCUCAGCUCUCCGCGGCCCCGUCGCCCGCCGCUGCUUCGGCACCACGACUCGUCUCGCCGCGUCGGAGAACGGGACCGGCGCCGCGGUCAAUCCGCGCUGGUUCUCGGAGCUACAGGCGCGCAUUAAGCGUGUUGCCGGUCUUAAGCUUGACAGCGCCCAAAAGGAGGAGCUGAAGGGGCUGCGGGAGGCUGUUGACGGGCAGUGGCUUGAGCUGCUUGCUGGCCGCGAGGGAUUCCUCACCGGGCCUGGGUGGAGGGGCUUGGAUAAGCAUACCGUUACCUGGGGAGAUCAGGAUGCAAUGGGUACGCUCAAAUCGCGCGGUCAUGUGAACAACGUCGUCUACAACAAAUACGCCGAGUCCGCACGAGUAAACUGGCUGCGCAACUUCGCGACGACAGUGGACCCCGAGAACGCGGAUGAAUGGAACCAGCUCAUGUCGCCCAAGGACAUUGGCCUGAUCAUGAGGAGCAUCAAGACGGAUUACAAGUUUCCAAUGGCCUACCCGGACAACGUCACCGUCCUGCACAAGCUCGCCGCCAAGCCGACCUACGAGUCGGACUUCGUCCUCCUGGAGGCCCUGCUGGUCUCCGAACGCCACCGCCGGCCCGCGGCGCGCUGCUUCGAGGACAUUGUCGUGUACGACUACAAGACCGCUAAGCGCACCGCUCUGAAGCCGUUCAUGGUUGACAGGCUGCGCGAGACGUACGAGGCGCAGGAGAGGAGCAAGCAGGAGUGCGAGGAGAAGAUCGAGGGGCUGGUGAAGGUUGUCGAGAGGCUUGAGAAAUCUGCGUGA